UUCGGCUGGUCGGCCACCACAUCACGGCACCGCAGACGGCAACAUCACACGAGGGUCCGAACGGGCCUCUGGCUUGCUUCGCAGCUAAGCUGUGAGCAAAAUGGCUGACGCCAAUUUCAAACAGCCCGGAUUACUUAAAGAAAAUCAAAAUCAAAUCAAAUUCUUGAAAGAAGUCAAUGAUUUGACUCUACAAUUUUGUAAGGCCAUGUGGAAAAGUAGCUUGGAAGAAUUCAAUGGAGUGUUAUCAAGGGCAAAACUCAUGCAUACGCCAGAUGUGUCGCUGGAGAACUCGCUCUCUGAAGCCUGGGAAAUCACCAAACUUCUUGGGUGCCUUGUGACCUACUCGCUAGAGAAAAGAAUGAUGGAAAUUCUUAUUGAUUUACGAUUUCGGGUGUCUGCCACCCAAGAAAUUAUUGCUAUCAACCCGAUUCUGGAAUCACCAAAUGGUUCUUCAGUGACUAGGUGCGACGUGAGUGAAGAACUCACGAAAUCUGACUCCCAGACAAAGAGUACUGCACGUAGAGGCAAAAUAAAAGUUCAAUAUAGUUCUACUUCAGACUUCCAAGAAAGCACAUCAAAAGAAACAGUGCGUGGUUAUAGUGCAGUAGCAGAUUCUAAAGAUUAUCUGGCCAUCCAAACACCUAUGAAUGGCAGUGCACAGUCAUGUCAAAAUCCUCUAAAGAACCAUCCUGAAUUGGCUGCAAAGCGGGAAAACAACAAGGGCACGAAACCCGGGGAUAGAAAAGUGCCAACUCUUGUUGAUUUGAAAGAAAGAUGGGCCAGAAAGCUCGUCGAGGAUCUUAAAAUGUUUUGUGGGUCCUGUUUCGCCGGUACCAUUGAUGACAAUGCGAUUUUUCGCGGAUGUAUUGUGUUGCAAGACAUACAAGAAGCAAAACGUAGACUGAAAAAUACAUAUGAUGUUCUUCCGUGGGAGGAGAUAGAAUUUCUUCUGGCACGCUUUAUUUCCCUCAGUGUUGGGCAAACUCAGAUGCCUUUGCUUGAAAAGCUGGCAUUAGAUACAGAUAAAAUUCGAGAAUAUCUAGAUGAAUUUAAGAUCGCAUUAAUGGAUGUAUUGGAGGAUGUAAAACACCUGCGGAAGGAAAAUAAUUAUCCCGCCGCAGAGAAGGAGAAAUGGUUGAGAAGGCUUGGAGAGGGUCCAAGAAAAAAUAUUGAGGUCUGUAAAAUAAGUGCUGCGUUUGAAGCAGGUGCACAGCUGUCCUUCUUAGAAAAGUGGAAACAUGUGCGCACUGAUUACUGUCUGCUACGGGAUGUUUUUUCGCUGAGAGAGAUUAAUCAUCACAUAAACAAUGUGUUUGAGGCUAUUGAUACAGAAAAUGAAAAUGUUCUGCAGAUUUUACAGCAGAAAGCAUACCAAGUCACCGGUGAGCUUAUAAAAAAUACGUGGGAUAGUCCAAGAAUGUCUUCAGAUACGGGAGCUGAGAUAAUGCAAGUGGCCCCUGAAUAUUUUAGGUCUACAUUGAAAAAGGCCCGUGACAAGCUGGCUAGCUAUUCUGGACCGGGAACUCCCGUUGACUUUGUUGAAAAAGAAUUAGAAAAAGUCCAGAUUGCAACCUCCAAAGUACUUAGUCACAGAAUUUGUUCGGCUCUGCUGCACUAUGCUGAAGAUAGAGACGUGGAUUUUGAUGAGGUCAUUAAAGAGUGGAAAAACCUGCUGCCUAUGCAUGAACGGACAAAUAAUUUAAUCUUGAAGCAAAAUGAGCAUUUGAAAGAGUUGUUACUGUUACUGGAGGAUAAAGAGCUGGAUGCCGCAAAAGAUCUUCAAGAAGCGAUUGCGGACGACACACAUACAGAUCUCAAAUACCUUGACAAAGACAUUUUCUGGGAUAUUUUUCUCAAUAAAUCAGUUGUCAGGACAUUGAUGAACAAUCUGCAAGACCUAAAGAGGAAAUACUUAUCUAGGAGUAGAGUAUUAGACACGGUCACAGAGGUUUUUUCACAAAUACGACAGAGAACUGCCACAAACUUGAUGUCCAUACAGGUUCGCAUGGAGGCACUUUCUUUAAAAACCAUCAGGUCUCCGUUCGGCCAACUGAAUCUAGACGACAAGAAAGAAAUCUCGCCUCCCAAGCCGAAUCACGACUUGCCAACAAGUGUUAUUGAAAGCCUGAUCCUUAGAGGACAAAUGGAAAUGCACCUUGAUGACAAACAGCAUCGGCAGAGGCACUUUAGCUCGUCCACUAUGGCCGCCUUGGAACAGUGGCUUCUGUACAAAGCAAAUGGCUGGUGCCACGAAGGCAAGAGCAAAUCCUCGCAAGUCCGUGCUGUGGUUGAAGUCGCGUCCCCCGUGCUCUUCGGCACGCUCCUGAGAAACUACUUGGCACACUCUGGCAAUACGGUGAUAGACGGUUUUCUUUUCUCGCCAUCGCUGGAGAUUGCAAUCUUGGCCGAAAAGCUGGCGUCUGGAUUUCGUUCAGAGAGUGGUGCCCACCAGAAGUCACUUCCGAUCACGAAGGCUAUCGACCACCAAAACUGGCUCAGAAAGCAAGUCAUUGAACCGAAGUGUCAGCUUUUUCGGGCAGCGCAACAAGGGAAGAUAGAAGACGUUAAGAGACACCUCUGCCAAGGGAUCCCUGCCACCGCGCGGGACUUCCGAGGUCAAACGUUGCUGCACGUCGUGGCAGCAAGUGGCUCCCCGAAAGGGAUGGACGUCCUCAGGCUGCUGGUUAAUGCGGGCGUCCCCGUGGCUGCUGUUGAUCGGAUGGGGCGGACCGCCCUGCACGUUGCCACGACGCACGGUGCCGCCCGUCUCCUCCUAGAACACAACAGGACCAUCGCCUGUCGACAGGACGGUGAUGGCCGUACCCCAUUGCACAGCGCGGCGCUUGCUCUGUGGCCAGACCUGGUGCGCCUAUUCGUGGAUGAGGCCGGCAUCGACGUCAACCUGCCAGACAAGGAAGGUCGGACCGCCCUGCACUUAGCCGUGGGCCAGACGGCGAGCCCGGACCGAGCUCAGCGGCUGUCGAAAGUAGUCCAGUUUCUGCUGCAGGAGCGUGGUGCCGACACGGAGGUGCGCUCAAGCGAGCUGCUGCGGACCGCACUCCAUGAGGCCGCAGCCUCCGGCAACGAGGACGCAGUCCGCCUGCUGUUGGCUGGCCACGCCGAUGUGCUGGCCGCCGAGAAGCGCGGCAUGACUCCUCUGCUGUUGGCCGCGGCGCGCGGCAGGGCAGGAGUCAUCUCUGCCCUUCUGGAAUUAGAGGGCACUCGUCAGCUCGCCUCUGUCGCUCGAGGGAGGAUGACGGCCUUGCACAUCGCUGCGCGCAGCGGUAGCGCUGCCGUAGUCGAAAUGCUACUGAAGGCGGCCAAGUCAUGGAGUCUGUUGGCGGAUGGCCGCCAAAGGACACCACUACACUAUGCCGCAGAGUUUGGACAUCUCGAAGUGGUCAAUAUGUUGCAGACGUGGUUGCCGAACAUACAGGCGCAAGUCGACGAUGACGGGCUCACGCCCUUGCACCUCGCAUCGCGGAAUGGGCACUCAAGAGUGUUAAAAGCCUUGCUGGAGAUGAAGUCUCAAACGGGUGGCCCGCCACAGCCUGCGCUGGCAUACCCACAACCUCCACUGGCAGACCCGCAGCCACCACUGAUACUUGCGGCUACUUAUGGUCACUACGACACGAUCGCCGCUUUCUGCGAGGCUGCUCCUUUAGAAAUCCUGCGGUGCAAGGACAACAAAGGCAUCACGGCCUUGCAUGCGGCCUCAAAGGAGGGCCACACUAGUGUGGUCGAACUUCUUCUGAGGCACGGGGCUUCACCGAUGACCAGAGACGACUUGCAGCGCACCAGUUUGCACCACGCAGCCAUCAAGGGGCAGAAGGGCGUCAUCUGUGCGCUCCUAAAGCACGCGAUCCUUUCAUCGGGUGCGACUGGAGAAACAUCGGGGCAAAGACUGGACAGAGAAGUAACACACAGUCCUCACCUUCAACCUGAAUGGUGCGCAGCGUGUUCACAAGUGUGGGUUCGUCCUGUCAGCGCGGAGCAGUCCGGCACCGUGCAUCGUGCAAAAAACUCACCUUGUCGCGAAUGUGCUGUCGCGGAUCUGCUGAACACCACCGACAACAACUCAGAGACGGCGAUGCACUACGCAGCACGCGGCUAUGGCGAGGCUUUGGAAGUGCUCCUCAGCCACCGUGGCGCUGACGUGCUGAAAGAGGAUUGCACAGGCCGGACGGCUGCCAUCCACGCGAUUAAAUCUGCCUCUCUGCACACGCUGAAGAUCCUGCUGAAAUGGGAGUCAAAAUGCCGCGAGGCCAAGUCGGAGUUGACGAAAGCACCUGGAGAUGAAGAAGCGGGCGGGACUGAAGCGUCGGGUGGAGUUCAGGCAGUGUGUGGAAAAGAAGCGCCGGGCGGAGGUCAAGCUGUGGAUAGAAAAAAGGCAGCGGGUGGAGGUCAAGCAGCUAGUGGUAGUGAACGGGUGGGUGGAGUUCAAGAAGCUGGCGAUGAAGAAGCGGCCGGUAGAGGUCCAGCAGCCACUCCUUUCACUCUUGCUCUACGUGGACAGCCUCUCCGUCUUGCUGCUGUGCAAAACCGCAUGGACAUGAUGGAGCUACUGAUCAGUCACGGGGCAGAUGUGAAUGCCGUGGACGAAUGUGGAAGCGACAUAUUAGAAGCAGCAUUAAGUUUAAACCAAGAUUCCACGAGGGCGGUCUUGCUCCUGCUCAAGCACGGCGCAGUGCCGACCUCCGUGCACAAUCGGCUAGAUACUGUCUCUAGGGCCCUUGCUUUAGGAAAAGUGGACGUUGCAGAGCUGCUUGUGAAGCAUUACCCCUACUUCUGCGAAGUACCGAAUGUAAAAUUAAUGAUAUCCUUCGUAAAGGUGCGUGGACUGAUCUCUGACACAAAGCAUCCCAUAUUGGCAGCCACUCUCAAGAAAAUGGAUCCGUCCAAAGAGACAGUUUUGGCCUGCAAUUUGGCCUUUCAAGCUAUGGGGGACGUACGAACACAGCCAGAGAACAGGCCACACCUUAUUGAUGGCACGACAAAUAUAUCGAGUGAAGACCGAGCCCGCAACAAUUUGCGGAGUUCACUUGUGUUCCUGGACAUCGAUGAGGUGGAACAUCACGUCUCAAAAGGAGUCAGGAUGGACGUCGUGUUGAAGAAACCAGAUGUUACUCCUUUAGACGAAGCAUUAUUCAAACUUAACAGUAAAAUUGCGAUUCUUUUGAUCCACGCACUAGCUGAGCACCCUGAAAUCAAGGCAGAAGCGAAGAUUUCGGGAUUUUUUGGGACUGGUGGCAAACCGUUGACGCCUCUACUCACUGGACCGCGCUCUGCUUUGAAUAAAACGCCAUUGGAAUGGGCGGUUGAGUUCAAACGCCCUCAAAUUGUUCGGUCGCUGCUGAACGUUGGCGUUCCCCCGGAAGGCUCCCUCUAUGGGGGCUCUCUGCUCGACUGCUGCGCGUCGUUCAUGGCCAACGAGAUCGUGGCCACUGACAUUGCAGACCGUGAAGAAACGAUGGACCUCCUCAUUCAAGCUACAUCGGUACAGAUUCAACCAGCAGAGAAUGGGGGGGGGGGGACGCUCUUAUUUCUCGGUUUAAAUGAGACAGGCUCCUAAACAGCACCGCAAAUGACAAUCCGCGCCGUGGCCCUGCCGCAAUUGACACUCGACCCUUCUGACCUGGGGGCUUAGUGCCGCAAACGACCAUCCAGUGGGCUUAUGAAAACGACCUAUUGUCUGUCUGUCUGUUUGAUUGUUUGUCGGUUCCCCUAGUAGGAGGUGUGCUAGGGGGUAUCUUACUUAAGGUUCAUUUCUAGAGAACGAACCAGCUACGUCGAAUCCUGACAACCAGCCCUAACGUUGUGAAUAGGGUUGUCAAAGAAAAGGUGGUUGCCCGGAUUUGCCGAAAGCAUUUUGUUCUCUAGGAGUAAACCUGAAGAUACCCUGAAAAUUUCCUCCUUUCAGUGGCACAGAUACACGGACAAACAGACCACCCUCCUGCUUUGUAAAAGCUAUCGAACGGGCUGAUGCAAACCACCUCGCGUUUCGUUUGGAUACCUCGGAGCGAGAACCGCUCAUUCUGCCGAGGCGUUUCGUCAACCGCUCAGUCUCUCGAGGCGCUACGACAACCGCUCAGUCUUUCGAGGCGCUACGACAACCGCUCAGUCUGAUGACUCGCGGAGACUACCGCUCAACCGCUGCAGGAAAGCGUAUUAUACUGAGCUGUUGUCGAAGUGCCUCGGUAGACUGGGCGGUUGACGUAGCGCCUCGAGAGACUGAGCGGUUGAGGAAACGCAUCGGCAGAAUGAGCGGUUCUCGCUCUGAGGGUAACUGGUUGGCCAACUUCGCUUACGUGACUAAAAACAGGACUAAAAACAAUACAUUUAGAAUCUAAACGAUCCCUCUGAUGAACUGUGUCUUUAAGGUGACACAGGACUGAAACUGGCACUAAACAGGUAUUUCAAGUUUAAAAUCUAAAUGCGAAUUAAAUCAAAAAAACGCUUUCCAAAGCAAUUUAAGUUAGUUCAUUGCGGUUCUUUAAAGGUUUAGUAUGCCUAUGGUUGAACGUGACUGUGUGAGCAGAAAGCUUUUUAAAAUUUCAUAAAGUGACGAAAUUUUAAAAAGCCUCUUGCGCACACAGUUACGUUUAACUAGAGGCUUACUAUACCUUAAGGGGAAGGUAUACUGAAAUCCUUAAAAUCUUAACACAGAAAAGUUCAAAAAAGUGGUUUAUUGACUGAGCGAUUAGCGAAGCCCAUUACUCCACUGACCGGAAAAGUUUCAUUCUGUUCACUGUAAAAAAUAUUCUGAAAUUUCAGAGCAAAAUAUCUCUUAAAUUUAAUAACAUUAUCAGUUGUUCUUAAACGUAAUAACAGAUUAAGAUAUUUAAGAAGUUUUCUUAAUAUUGCAAACAAGGUUAUGAGAAUUCUGAUGAAAUUCUCGAUUUCAUAGCAGGUUUAUUUAAUUUAAAAGUUUUCCUUAGUUUUGACAAAAUUGUGUUGAAAAGUCACAACCAUUCUUACUUUUAAUACUAGCAUUCAGAACACUUCUUAAAAGUCAUGUAGCUUUUGACCAUUGGACAUGGAAUUUUGGCGUUCAAUAUAGUAUUGGGUGAACAACAUAUCGAAUUUAGAUAGGCGUAAUGUAGCUAUGCCGCUGCCAUAUGUCAAAAAAGCAAGUUAACAAACAUACGCCGUCCGACCAAGCACAUAGCUACUCUGGGAAUGCCCCUGGACGGAGCGCCGCAUAAGGUCGGGUGCGAGCGCUCCCCUCACAGGUAUGUCCCGACAGCCACGCGGUCUAAGGCGUCAGGAUCCGAACCCAAAGGUCCGAGGUUCGAAUCCACCCAGGUAAGGUAAGGUAAACAUCUUUAAUAUGUGGGAAGUUGGGUGUAAACAUCUGCCCCAAGGGGAAUGAACUAAAUAUUUUCCAGAUUUUCGUUAGGUUGGAAAAGAAGAGCAUUUUUGGCGUUUCAUAACACGUUCUUAAUUUUCAAAACAUGUUUUGAAUUAUAGGAAACUUUUUGUUCUUAAAUUUAAGAGCAAAUUUGUUUUGUAAACUGCUUCAAAACAUGUGUUGUUAAAAUUAAGAUGGAUUUUUUUUACAAACAAAUUUGUUUCGACCCUCCCUACGUACAAGUGGCUAUCUUUUUGGGCGUGGCAGACAAAAGGCUAUCUUUUUGAGCUGGGCAGACAAACGGCUAACUGCUUUUCCCACCUCGCGACUUUGGGUUCUAA
Messenger RNA from Frankliniella occidentalis (western flower thrips), 7692 nucleotides. RefSeq lists its product as uncharacterized. Gene Ontology annotation, molecular function: protein binding. Bases 101 to 5572 code for a protein of 1823 amino acids. The record is from RefSeq and is a predicted model, not a curated record. Lineage: Eukaryota; Metazoa; Arthropoda; Insecta; Thysanoptera; Thripidae. The transcript is spliced from 7 exons.